Messenger RNA from Ficedula albicollis (Collared flycatcher), 1068 nucleotides. RefSeq names its product ovocalyxin-32-like. The annotation marks the transcript as partial. The transcript has 6 exons. Gene Ontology annotation, molecular function: metalloendopeptidase inhibitor activity. NCBI's taxonomy places the organism in Eukaryota, Metazoa, Chordata, Aves, Passeriformes, Muscicapidae. The record is from RefSeq and is a predicted model, not a curated record.
UCAUACCACGCCCCCGGCGGGCUCAGGGCGCUCGGGCACGUCAGCAAGGCUACGCUGAAGAACAUCCCGGAGUCUGGCCACAAGUAUUACCUGCAGUUCAGCACUGAGGACUACAGGACUGGGGAAGAUGCUGGGAACUGCCUGGCUACAGUGCUGUAUCCAAAGAAAAAGUCUCCUCCUGUUGUCACCAUCAGGUGCUCCCACACCAAAGACCAGAAAGAAAUCCAGGAAGAGGACAACAGACUUUACCAAAGGAUCAGGCACCAAAGCAAGCCAAUAACUGGAAACAACAUUCCAGACAGCUAUGGCAACAUUGAGCCUGCCCUGGAGCCAGUGUGGGCUCUGGCUGUGGCUGGCAGCAGCUUCAUCAUGUGGGAAAAGUCCACGGAGACCUUGGGAUACUUCCUGGCCCAAGUGAAGUCCGUGAGGCAGUGGAUCAGGAACGAUGAUUUUGUUGAGUUUGACUACACUGUGCUACUGCAUGAAAUCCCAACCCAGGAAAUCAUUUCCUGCCACAUGCGCCUGACGUGGCUCCCUGGGCACCCCCUGAGAGUGAAACAUUUCUGUGCUGCCCAGAGCCACCGUGGGGAUGAGGGAUCUGGGGCAGGAUCUGGAUCAGCUGCUGGGCCUGCAGCUGAAAAAGGAGCAAUUUUUUAAGUGAAAUCCUGUUUUGUGGAUAUGGAUCCAAUCAGCAAAUCCUUGUGCUGCCAGACCUGGAGCUGGGAUCAUCCUUCCAUGCAAGUCAGUGAAUGGGAGUGGUUCCCCUGAUCUGUUCUGUGCCAAAAUUCAUUCCUGUCACUUCUUCAACUGCAAGAUUCAAGUUCUGCAGCUCUGCCUCAACCCUCUGCUACUCCAUAUAUACACAGAUGAACAUACAGCAGUUGAUUUGAUGUCACUGAUUAACUGUUACUUAAGAGUUUGUAAACAAAAUUAAUAUAUUUGGAUAAAAACCGUGAGCAAAGUGUUAAUCUGUCACUAAGAAAGAUCUGCCUGCUAAUUUUUUGUCAUGUUUUGGGCUAGAAUCCUGCUGAUUUUUAACUCACAUCUCCAAUAAACCAAAUGCCAUCA